This is a messenger RNA of Phascolarctos cinereus (koala), 2922 nucleotides long. RefSeq names its product glucokinase regulator (gene GCKR). NCBI's taxonomy places the organism in Eukaryota, Metazoa, Chordata, Mammalia, Diprotodontia, Phascolarctidae. Gene Ontology annotation, molecular function: carbohydrate binding; enzyme inhibitor activity; enzyme binding. Gene Ontology annotation, biological process: negative regulation of glucokinase activity; response to fructose; carbohydrate derivative metabolic process. Gene Ontology annotation, cellular component: nucleoplasm; cytosol. The record is from RefSeq and is a predicted model, not a curated record.
AUGCCCGCAAAUAGGAUCAGCAGUCAAUGUCCAAGAUGCGACCCAACCUCCCCUCUGAAGGCUCCCCAAUGCUAUGUCCACCACAACCCCCGAGAGCCCCCAGGUAAGCUCCGCCCACACCCACAUAGCAGCUCCACUAACUACACCUCUGAACACGCCUCUGCCCUGCCCACACCCACCUGCUGGGCCCCAGAGUCUCCGACGUGCGGAGCGCGAUGCCGAGAUGCCACGCUCCGCCGCUCCCUGCAGCAGGAUGUGACCCUCCAGACUGAGACCGCGGACUGGGGUUCUGCAGCGCGCUGGCUCUGCCGCCGCAGCUGGGACGUGUGGACCAGCCCCGCCCCCCGCCGCCGCCCAGGGCUCUGGCCUCCCUUCUUUCUCUGCCCCGCCCCGCCCUCGACUGUCCCUCCCCUGAUCAACAUAGGCAGAGAUGAAAGGUUUUGUGAAGCCAGAGGAUCAGUCAAGACAGUGUGGCUGAAGCUUGAGACCAUACCUGGGACAAAACGACUUCAACAUGUGAUCGAGACCCCUGAGCCAGGCAAAUGGGAGUUGUCUGGGUUUGAAGCAUCCUUGCCGGUUACAGAAAAGUCGAAUUCUCUGACCCAGGAUUUAGAUAAGGCAAGUGCUGAACAAAUUGUACAGCUCCUGGGGCAGUGUGAUGCUGAGAUCUUCCAGAAGGAAGGACAAAUAGCGCCUGUCUACCAGCGGCUCUACAGUGAAUCAGUCUUAACAACUGUGGUCCAUGUGGCUGGAAAAGUUCAGGAAGUACUAAAGGAUCCUGAAGGGGGGCUUAUUGUUCUAAGUGGAGGGGGAACUUCAGGCCGGAUGGCGUUUCUUAUAUCGGUUUCCUUUAACCAACUAAUGAAAGGCUUGGGACAGAAACCUCUCUAUACCUACCUCCUUGCAGGGGGUGACAGGUCUGUGGUGGCCUCUAGGGAGGGAACUGAAGACAGUGCCUCCCAUGGGACUGAGGAACUGAAGGUUGCUGCAGGAAAGAAACGAGUGAUUGUCAUUGGCAUUUCUGUUGGACUCUCUGCUCCUUUUGUGGCUGGUCAGAUGGAUUUCUGUAUGAAUAACCCAGACAUCUUCUUGCCUAUUCUGGUAGGGUUCAAUCCAGUAAACGUGGCUAGAAAUGAUCCCAUUGAGGACUGGAAUUCCACUUUCCGUGAAAUUGCGCAACGGAUGCAGAAGCUGCAAGAGAAACAGGAAGCAUUUGUGCUCAACCCUGUAACUGGGCCUGAAGGGCUCAGUGAUUCCUCUAGAAUGAAGGGUGGAAGUGCCACCAAGAUCCUGCUGGAAACUCUGCUGCUGGCAGCACACAAGACUGUGGACAGAGGCAUUGAAGCCUCUCAGAGCUGUCUCCUGGAGAUCUUGAGAACAUUUGAACGAGCACACAAAGUCACCUGCAUCCAAAGCCCCAAGAUUGCAGCGCUGAUGAAGCAGGCAAGCACCAGUCUGCAGAAGAAUGGCCGAGUGUACCUGGUUGGUUGGCAGACUCUAGGUAUUAUUGCCAUCAUGGAUGGAGUGGAGUGCAUACACACCUUUGGUGCAGAUUUCCAAGAUGUUCCAGGCUUCCUAAUUGGUGAUCAUAGUGACAUAUUUAAUCAGAAGGAAGAAAUUGUUGCCCAGGGUCCACAGUUCUCCUUCUCCAAAGAAGAUUUCCUCACUUCUAUCCUACCAUCCCUCACUGAAAUUGACACUGUGCUCUUCAUCUUCACCCUGGAUGACAACCUCACAGAAGUGGAAACAUUGGUGGAGCAAGUGAAGAAGAAGACCCAAGCCCUGGCUCACAGCACAGUGGGGCAAUACUUACCAUCCCCACUGAAGAAGCUCUUUCUAUCCAUCAUCAGCAUCACCUGGCCCCUGCUUUUCUUUGAAUAUGAAGGGAACUUCAUCCAGAAGUUCCAACGUGAGUUGAGCACCAAGUGGGUGCUGAACACAGUGAGCACUGGGGCCCAUGUCCUUCGUGGGAAGAUCUUGCUUAACCAUAUGUUGGACCUAAGAUUGUGCAACUCCAAGCUCUUCUGGCGGGGCUUGGCCAUGCUGCAGCGGUUUUCAGGACAGCCCAAGGCUCAGUGCAUUGAGAGCCUACUCAAGGCCAUCCAUUUCCCUCAAGAAGUGUCAGAGGAGAUCCAGGCAGCACCUAUUUCCCACCACAUUCAGAUUGCAAAUGAGAAGGAACAGGUGAUCCCCAUCGCACUACUGACCCUCCUCUUUGGAUAUUCCAUCCCUGAGGCUGAGGCCCAGCUUGCUGCUGCCCCCUCCGUCUGUGGGGCCAUCAGGAAUGCUCUUCUCCGGGUUGGUCGGAAGCGCAGUGCUGACUCAAUUGAUACGCUCAAGUCUACCGUUGGCUAGUUCAGCAGAUGAGAAGGGAACCUAGUUUAUGAAGUGGGGGAAUAUCACACAAGGAGUGGAAAAGAGAGCAAAAUACCUUAAAGUUUGGAGUGACAGAGCCCCUGGAGGGAGGUACUUCUAGGUGUGUCCCACCUCAUAUUUGGGAGAAAUGUCUCUUCUGUUACUCCCCUUGGUUCCCUUCUCUGGAAAAUGUGGCAGUUGGGCUGGAAUCUGGCUCAAUCAUCUAGCUGCUAGGUGAUCUUUGCUUUUUAUGCUCUAGCUCUCCAAUUCUGUGACGUUGUGACCAGGAAAUUCCUGACCACUUAAUAUGUGUGCCUGAUCUUUGCAGUCCAUUCUUAUUUCAGAAAUGAAACUUCUGCUUUUUGUCUCAUCAACUUCUCUCUGAGAAUCCAGAUGGGGAGAAUUGGAGGUAGGGAGGAGGGGUAGCAAGGUUGGUCUUAGAAAUUAUGGCAUCUAGUUUUAAAAACGAAUAUAAAAGAUGUUUUUACAUGUAACUGUACUAAAUAAAAAAGUUAAGAGCCAAAAAAAAAGAAAGAAAAAAAGAAAUUAUGGCAUCUAGGGCAAAAC